CUCAGUCGUAGAUGAUAUAUGGUCAAACUUAAUUCUAUCUGUACACGACCACGCAUCGAUCUUUAUUAGACAAGAUAGGGAUGAAUACAGUAAAGCGCGUGAGUUCAGGUGUGCGCGCUCUCGUGGCGCUCCUGCUUCUGUCUGUGUCAGCGAAUCAGUGUGAUAACGGAGCUGACAACUGCGAUAAAUGGACUGAAACUUCUAACAACCAACCUCUAAAUACAGAUGGUGUGGUGACGUACGAGCAGCUGAAGCUCAUGAUGUCCUCUGGAAGCGUCCAGCUCGUCGAUGUCCGCGAGCCGCAUGAGCUGGAAGCAGGGUUUAUUCCUGGAGCAACCAACAUUGUUUUGAGCGAGGUGGAGCAGGCCCUUAGACUGAGCCCAGAUCAGUUUAGAGAGCGCUACGGCGUCACAAAGCCUCACAAAGAAGACUCAGACUUUGUGCUGUACUGUGUGAGAGGACUACGCAGCCUCACCGCGCUGGAGACCGCUAGAGCUCUGGGAUACACAAGGGCCCGUCAUUACGCCGGAGGAUUCAGCGAGUGGCUUCAGCGGGAAGGUCUGUGAACAGAAAGAGUCGAACACAAAACUUUCUGGAGGAAUGAAGCUUAUUUCAGCUCUGUGAUGGACCUACAAGACCAUGAGUAUGAAUUUAUACAACACUUGACUGUUAAAAUUACAGCACAGACCAAAAUGCAUUUGUCAAAUCUAACAGAUGUAUCUAUAUAUUUCACAAAGACUCAAUAAAUAUUGGAUUGUUUAUGAUAGACUUUGUUUGUUUAAAUGCCAUAUAUGAUUUUGACACCAUAAAUGGAUCCAGCGACACAUGAUUUGUUGCUCAUGUAUGUUUUUUCAACUAACUGAAACACACUCUGAAAUAGACGAUUAGACGAUAAAUUCCUGAUCGAGCAUUGACCACACUGAUGAUGGAAGAAGAGUAUAAUAACAGGGAUUCACAAAAUAAGCUAAUGUGAAAUGCAGAAUGCGGUUUCUGCAAGAGCUUACAUGAACUUUAUGGUCUGCAACCAAUUAAAAUUCAUAAUUCGAUCAUUUAAAAUGACUGUGCAUGUCAUAUGUUGUGAGAAUCGGUGACAAGCUACCUUUAUAGCACAUUUCAUCAAAAAUAACCAAAGCAGAAGCAGAGGUUGUCAAACUUUUGAACUUGGCGACAUCCAGCAACCGAGACCUUCAUUGUUGACUCGUUCUUCAUCGAGCUAAGAUACGCGAGUACUAUUGCGAGUUUGUUCGUAUGUUUGUUUGUUUUAAUUAUACUUCGAUUUUGCUUGGGUCUUUUAAAAUUUAAUUUGAUAAUUUGUAUUAAUGUAAGCUAUCUGUAGGCUACCGUAAUAAAGUUUCAGUGGUGAUCA
This is a messenger RNA of Pimephales promelas (fathead minnow), 1366 nucleotides long. NCBI's taxonomy places the organism in Eukaryota, Metazoa, Chordata, Actinopteri, Cypriniformes, Leuciscidae. The record is from RefSeq and is a predicted model, not a curated record.